GAUGGAUUAUUAUGAUGUUAGUAACUCUUAAUUUUAUUUGUUUCUUUUGUUGCAAAUGACCUAGCUUGAGAGAGUUAUACCUGUGAUGUCAGGCAUGUUACCAUCACAUCAUUGGACCACUGUUCUCAUAGUCCUUGCUGCCUUGAUAACUUAUGCCUGUGGAUCAUGUAGCUGGCACAUAGACGUCGUUCGAUCAGAGUUCCCGUACCUCUUUGAACCAAUAGUUCAAAACAAACUGAAUUAUAUUGUAGUGAAUCUCGAGGACGUGACCGUAGGGAGCCUUCCAGAGGAGGUAGAACCAUGUAUGUACCCAUAUUUUGUGCAAGUACAAGUCGAGUGCGAUGAGAUCUCCAGCUCCAGUACAAUAGAGGCUUUACUGUCGGCGGGAUCCUACCCAAGAAUCACCAUAUCGUUUGGCGCCCUCCAAGACCAGAGUCUCUCGUAUCACACCUGGACCGAUUAUGUCUUUGAGGGUGCACUUCUAGACAUGGAGCCAGACUGCAAUGUUGGAUUCUGCCGACCCGUGUGGCUAGUUCCGUUGCCUACCAAUGAAAAGUACCUGAUAAUCCAUGUCAGUGUAGAAACUGUAGGUGUCGUCAAAGCAGUCUCCAUGUCUAGACGGAUGAUAACAUUAGACGGUUACAGCCAGCGUGUAUCUGCAAACUCUUCAUAUGUCCACAGUAGAAUAGGAGCUGAUACGGAUCUAUCCGGGUUGGGACUCUUUGAGAACGAGACCCACCAGGUCCUUCCAGUUCACACAGUCAGGGGGAUCACACCUAUCCAAGCUAUGGCAGGGUUCGUGAGAAGACCGGUGGCUCUGAUCAGCUCAGACUUCUUCCAGCAUUACAGGGCAGUAGAAAUUGACCUUGGUGAUUCGGCACCCCACUGUCUAUCAGGACCACCCAUCAAAGAAGCUGCUACCUUCCCUGACAAGAUCAUCCUCAGCACGGCUUGGGGACUAUUUGAGAUGUUUGCAGACAACUACGCCACCACUGAUGAGGUAGAGGUCGGCGUCUAUCGUCGCAUCGAACUUGAUCAGUGUAUCCACCAUCUCGUAGUGCCCUCGCACGGUAGACAAGGGCCAAGGUUUCUGUCUGUUGGGCAGGAUGGCAAGAAGCUUUAUAUGUCGAAUCUGGAAUUUGGUGUUCCUACACAAUUGGAAGAGUUGGUGGAUUUCAGUGGAAACAGUGCAUGUGAUCACAUUGGUCAGUCAUCUUGUACCAUCAUUGAUGCUGCAUUUGGUAAUGUUGAUAUGGAGGCUACCUAUGUCUUGGUAAAGACUGCUGGUCAGCAAAUCGUAACGCAUUAUCAUUUACUCAAACUGAAUGGGCAUGGCCAGUGGGAUAUGAUAACAUCACUGGAAGCAAACCUCACCAUUCCACAUGCCGUCUCUGGAAUAGACAGGGACUUGAUAAAUGUCAGUGGACUAGGAAGAUGCGACACUCGUCUCAAAGAAGACGCUACGUGUAUGACUCUUGGUCUAACUGGAUUAACCUUCAGUGGCUAUGUCUCUAAGCACCUCUUCUUUUGGGGAAACAGCAUUUUGCACAGCCCUGACAAUGGAAAGACUGUAUUUGUCCUGCUGGAGUACACAUCUCAGGCUGCAAUCUCACUCUUUGUGGUUGGCAAAGAUCCUUCCUUUGCUUUACUCAACACACACCAAGAGAUCUGGUAUGGUGAGAUUGGGGACAACGUUUAUCUUAAGAAGCUGAGACCAUCCCCAGGCUGGGGUCGCAUGCUUCGACUCACGGGCCAACAACUAGAGGACCCCUCCUUGGAUUCCGUCACAGUCUCCAUCUACUUUGAUUCUUGGGGUACACUCUAUGAGUUCAUUGCAUAUGGAAGCUCAAACCAGACCAAAUUAAGAAGAAGGAGAAUAGAUCAGGGUGAAAUUCUUGCAAACAGUGUGUACUCGUUCGCCAUGGAAGAACUACAACAUGAACAUGAAGGAGGAGACCAUGGAGGAGAGGAGAUGAUAUAUCUACCGAGUGUGUCACCUCUGCUAGACUACGAAUGCCCUUACAGUCAAGUCAACUUUGAAAACCUUAGAAGCAUUCCGUUUGAGCGAAGGGAAAGGUAUUUUCUUAGCGCACCCCAAUUAGCAGAGAGCGACAAGCAUACAGAGAAAUCGCUGAUGAUCUACCAAGUUAUCGUGCAUCAUCUAUUGAGUGAGAAAGAAGAUCUUCAGACAAUCAAAGACAAUGAAAUUGCGGAAGUCACUCACAACCCCUUUCGCAAGUGGUACGGAGAAAUGGACACUUUACGCUACUUUUAUCAGUAUCUUUUCCAAAAUAAGAACUUGCAAUCUGGGAUACACAUUGAUCCUGAUGCAUACUACUUGCAGCCGUUUGGAAACACACCAGAGGACACCAAAACACUCCCAUCUACCAUCUACCUCGACAAACAUGAAGUUUUUGAAUUUGCCAUCUCUUUGGAACUUGGUCUAACCCAUAGCAGUGUGGAGAUCGAAGACCUCUAUGCUCUAGUCGAAGUGUCGAACGAUGAUGUGCUUGGAAUCAACACCCAUUACUUUGAGUAUCGGUUGAACAACACAAUCAGAUAUGAGGUCACUUUGUCAGACAAAGGAGCAUUAGAGCUGCAGGCAAGCCCCGGUGUGGAUCUCUAUCCAGCCUCUGUGCUCAUACAUGUGUGGCAUUCUACCUUCUCAUGUUUUAUCAAGGAAGGAGACAUCUUCAAACCCGAGAGCCUGGUUGUGACGGGGCACGGUAAUCAGAAUGAGAACAAAAAAUGGAAGACACGUUUUUGUAACCUGUGUAGUCUCAAUAAUUUAGACUGA
Strongylocentrotus purpuratus (purple sea urchin) is the source of this 2797-nucleotide messenger RNA. RefSeq lists its product as uncharacterized. The record is from RefSeq and is a predicted model, not a curated record. Gene Ontology annotation, cellular component: sperm principal piece; CatSper complex; motile cilium. Lineage: Eukaryota; Metazoa; Echinodermata; Echinoidea; Camarodonta; Strongylocentrotidae. Bases 86 to 2797 code for a protein of 903 amino acids. The transcript has 17 exons.